AUGGGACUGUUAAAUGCCGAUGACGAAGUCAGUGAUGUGUGCACCGAGUUGAUUUUUUAUGUGAACGGGAAAAAGGUAAUAGAAUCAAAUCCAGAUCCAGAAUGGACUCUCCUGUGGUAUCUACGCAAGAAGUUACGUCUUACUGGAACGAAGCUAGGUUGUGCAGAAGGAGGCUGCGGGGCAUGCACAGUUAUGAUCUCAAAAUAUAGCCGCAAGGAGAAAAAAAUUGUUCAUCUAGCGGUAAAUGCGUGUUUAGCUCCCGUUUGUGCUAUGCAUGGUUUAGCCGUCACAACGAUAGAAGGAAUCGGUUCUACUAAAACAAAACUCCAUCCAGUCCAAGAAAGACUCGCCAAGGCCCACGGUUCUCAAUGUGGAUUUUGUACGCCGGGUAUAGUUAUGUCCAUGUACAGUUUGCUGAGAAGUUGUAAGAAAAUUAAAUAUUCAGACAUGGAGGUCGCUUUUCAAGGGAAUUUGUGUAGAUGUACUGGCUACCGAGCUAUUAUAGAGGGUUAUAAGACGUUUCUUGAGGAUUGGGAAACAAAUCGAGUACCAAAUUUUAACUCUGAACAGUCUAAGAACGACGUAUGUGCAAUGGGUAAAGAUUGCUGUAAAAAUAAGACUGAUAAUACUGAAAGUGAUCAUAUUUUCGACAAAUCAUCAUUUUUACCAUAUGAUCCGAGCCAAGAACCUAUAUUUCCACCUGAAUUAAAGUUGUCAUCGGUUUAUGAUGAACAAUAUCUGAUAUACCGCGGGAGCAAAUCCGUUUGGUAUAGACCACCAACACUUAAAGAGUUAUUAAAUUUGAAGCAACAGCAUCCUGAUGCUAAAAUAGUAGUAGGAAAUACAGAAGUCGGAGUGGAAGUAAAGUUUAAACAUUGUGUGUAUCCUGUGAUAAUUAUGCCUAAUUGUGUACAAGAGAUGAACUCGGUGGUAGAGACAGAGACAGGACUUACCGUCGGCGCAUCAGUUACGUUAAUGGAAAUGGAGAAUAUAUUUAGAAAAUAUAUAGAUUGUUUACCUAAAUAUAAAACAAGGACGCUGACAACUAUUAUAAACAUGUUAAACUGGUUUGCGGGCAAACAGAUAAGAAAUGUUGCAGCGAUCGGUGGCAAUAUAAUGACCGGGAGUCCAAUAUCAGAUUUAAAUCCCAUUUUAAUGUCUCUGAAAAUAAAACUUAAUCUUCUUAGUGAAAAAGAUGGCCCUCGCUCUGUUUUGAUGGAUGAGACGUUUUUCACAGGGUAUAGAAAGAAUGUAGUGAAACCUUAUGAAAUUUUACUUUCUAUAGAAAUUCCAUAUUCAACUAGAUAUCAAUAUGUGAAAGCAUAUAAGCAAGCGAAGCGCCGUGAAGAUGACAUCUCAAUAGUUACAGCAGCUAUUAACGUUGAGUUCGAGUCUGACACAAAUAUAAUAAAAAACAUAAAUUUGGCGUUUGGGGGCAUGGCACCCGUAACUAAAAUAGCAACAAAAUGUGGUGAAUCUUUAAAAGGUAUGAGUUGGUCUGAAGAUAUGCUUGAAAAGGCUUAUACGUAUUUGUUGGAUGAGUUGCCAUUAGGCCCAUCAGUACCAGGAGGCAAUGUUCUUUAUAGACGUGCAUUAACUAUGAGUUUGUUCUUGAAGGCGUAUUUAGCUAUAGCAAAAGAAAUAUCACAAGACUAUAUAAAGGAUGAAUUUAUUCCGUCAUCUCAUAGCAGUGGUGCGGAGCAGUUUCACGGUAGCAUUCCAAAGAGUUCUCAGUAUUUUGAGUUGGUAGGCGAUAAGCAAGUUAAGACAGAUGCAGUUGGUAGACCGAUACCACAUGUGUCCGCUUUAAAACAGGUCACAGGUGAAGCAAUUUACUGUGAUGAUAUACCUAUGGUGGAAGGGGAAUUGUAUUUAGCAUUCGUUCUUAGCUCAAAAGCACACGCCAAAUUAGUAUCAGUCAAUCCAAAUGAAGCUUUAAAGCAGCCGGGUGUUGUGGCAUUUUUUUCAGCAAAAGAUUUAACGGCAGAUCAAAAUGCUAUUGGCCCAAUUUUCCAUGACGAAGAACUUUUUGCAAGUGAAAAAGUAAUCAGUCAAGGACAGACUAUUGGUGUCAUAGUAGCCGAAGAUCAACAAACAGCGCAAGCAGCAGCCAGAAUGGUUAAAGUAGAAUAUGAAGAAUUGCAACCAAUUAUUAUUACAAUAGAGGAUGCAAUUAGACAUAACUCAUUUUACAAGCAAUAUCCCAAAAGUAUACGCAAAGGAAAUGUAAAACCUUUCUUUGAGGAUCCCAAUUAUAUUGUUAUAAAAGGCGAAUGCAGAAUGGGUGGGCAAGAACACUUUUAUUUAGAAACUCAUGCUGCGUUUGCAGUUCCAAAAAAAGAAGAUGAUGAGCUGGAUAUAUUUUGUUCCAGCCAGCAUCCUUCAGAAGUAGCGAAAUUAGCCAGUCACGUCCUCCACGUACCGAUGAAUAGAAUUGUAGCUAGAGUAAAACGUAUGGGUGGAGGAUUUGGUGGAAAAGAAUCACGUGGUAUUUUAAUUUCUUUGCCAGUGGCACUAGCUGCACAUAAACUUCAAAGACCUGUACGUUGUAUGCUUGAUCGAGACGAAGAUAUGCAAAUGACUGGAACAAGACAUCCUUUCUUAGUUAAAUAUGAAGUGGCAUGUACUAAGGAAGGUAAAAUUAUGGCAGCAGUUGUUAAUAUUUACAAUAAUGGAGGUUAUUCUAUCGACCUCUCUGGUCCUGUUGUAGAAAGGUCUAUGUUACAUUUUGAAAAUGCUUACUAUAUACCAAAUUGCGAAGUGACUGGCUAUGUGUGUAAAACAAAUUUGCCAUCUAAUACUGCUUUCCGUGGAUUCGGCGGCCCUCAAGGAAUGUUUGGCGCUGAAAACAUUAUGUGGGAUAUAGCGAGUAAAUUACAGAAAUCGCCAGAGGAAAUAAGAAAAAUUAACUUAUACCAAGAAAAUUUAACUACUCACUAUGGUCAAAUUUUGACGCACUGUACUUUACAAAGAUGUUGGGACGAGUGUUUAGAAAAAAGUGAAUUUAUUCAAAGAAAAACAAAUAUUAAAAACUUUAAUAAACAGCAUCGUUGGCGUAAGCGCGGUAUAUCAAUAAUUCCAACAAAAUUCGGUAUUGCUUUCACAGAAAAAUUAUUGAACCAAGGUGGCGCUUUAGUCCUAAUCUACACCGAUGGAUCAGUUCUUCUUUCACACGGUGGUACAGAGAUGGGGCAAGGUCUUCAUACUAAAAUGAUUCAAGUUGCCUCGCGAGCUCUUGGUAUUGAUAUUUCCAAAAUUCAUAUAACCGAAACAGCUACCGAUAAAGUUCCGAAUACGUCUGCAACAGCAGCUAGCGCUGGAUCAGAUCUAAACGGAAUGGCUGUUCUUGAGGCUUGUCAAAAGUUGAUGAAACGUCUUCAGCCGUACAAAGAUAAAAAUCCCAAUGGCAAGUGGGAAGAUUGGGUAUUAGCAGCAUACCUUGAUCGAGUUAGUCUUUCAGCAACAGGAUUCCACGCUACACCAGAUAUAGGAUAUGAUUUCAAGAGUAAUACGGGAAUUCCUUUCAAUUACUUUACAUAUGGAGUAGCCUGUACCGAGGUAGAAAUUGAUUGCCUUAGUGGCGAUCAUCUUGUUGUUAGAAGUGACAUAGUUAUGGAUUUAGGAGAAAGUUUAAAUCCAGCUAUAGACAUCGGCCAAAUUGAAGGUGCUUUUAUUCAAGGUUAUGGUCUAUUCACUAUGGAGGAGCUCAUCUAUUCUCCUACUGGGACGUUGUAUUCUCGUGGACCUGGAGCUUAUAAAAUACCAGGUUUUGGCGAUAUUCCACAAGAAUUUAAUGUGUCUUUGUUGAAAGGAGCUCCUAAUCCGAGAGCAGUUUAUUCUUCCAAGGCGGUAGGUGAGCCUCCCCUAUUUCUGGCGAGCUCCGUUUUCUUCGCUAUAAAAGAGGCAAUUCGAGCAGCCCGUCUAGACGCUGGAGCUUCUCCCGACUUCACUCUAGAGUCACCGGCCACGUCUGCGCGCAUACGCAUGGCUUGUGAAGAUCAUAUUACUAAAAGGCUUCCCCGCCCGGAGCCAGGCAGCUUUGUACCAUGGAACGUAGUACCU
Molecule: messenger RNA, 4062 nt
Organism: Brenthis ino (lesser marbled fritillary)
Lineage: Eukaryota; Metazoa; Arthropoda; Insecta; Lepidoptera; Nymphalidae
Source: the annotation of a GenBank genome assembly